AUGAUCUUCAAGAGACUUUUGAACGUGGUCACCAUUGCCACAGCCGCAUAUGGUUUACCGCUCUUGCAAGGCAGAGAUAAGAAGUCGGAUGAUAUUUCAGCGGAAACAAUCACUUCCGAGUCAAGUUACCUCUUUAGCUUUCCAAAUACUGCCCAGAAUGAUAACAUGUUCCCUAUGGAACAAUGUAAAGGCGUUACCUUGGAAGAAGCUACGAUUGAUCAACUACAGGAGUACAUGUCCAAAGAAAUCUUGACAUCUGUGGAUUUGGUUACCUGCUACACACAACGUUACCUACAGUUAAACUCUUACACCAAGAAUAUUGCGGAACUAAACCCAGAUGCUUUUAAAAUUGCAAAGCUAAUGGACAAAGAGAGAGCAAAGGGUAAAGUUAGAUCCCCACUUCACGGAAUACCUUUUAUUGUUAAAGAUAACUUUGCUACAAAGGACAAAAUGCAGACGUGUGCAGGAUCUGCCAGUUUACUUGGCUCAAUUGUUCCAAGGGAUGCAUUUGUUGUUAAAAAACUAAGAGAAGCUGGUGCUGUUUUGUUUGGUCAUGGUGCAAUGUCGGAAUGGGCAGACAUGCGUUCAUCUGAUUAUUCCGAAGGAUACUCAGCCUUGGGAGGACAAUCUAGAAAUCCAUAUAACUUGACUGUGAACCCAGGUGGAUCAUCUUCGGGACCAGGUGGAGCAGUUGCUGCAAACAUGAUUAUGUUCGCACUUGGAACAGAAACGGAUGGAUCAAUUGUCGAUCCUGCAAAUAGACAAGGUGUUGUCGGAUUUAAACCAACUGUCGGAUUAACUUCAAGAGACAUGGUCAUUCCAGAAUCACAUCACCAAGAUACAACCGGACCACUUGCCAGAACGGUUAAGGAUGCAGUUUACGUUUUACAGCAUAUAUAUGGAAUUGACAAAAAUGAUGAGUUUACUUUGAACCAAACAGGAAAAACUCCUAAGGAUGGAGACUAUACAAAAUUCUUGUCGAACAAGAAUGCUUUGAAAGGAGCAAAGUUUGGCUUGCCAUGGGAAGGUAUCUGGACUCAGGCAAAGAGUGCCGAGAUUGAAGAGUUACUAGAGACUUUGAAGACCCUUGAAGAUGCUGGUGCCACUAUUGUUAAUAACACAAACUUCAAGGAUCCUUAUGCUUCUAUUUCCCCCGAUGGCUGGAAUUGGGACUAUGGUGGAGUUGAAGGAUGGGCAAAUCAGUCUGAAUUCACCGUUGUUAAGGUUGACUUUUACAAUAACAUUAAGCAGUACCUAUCCGAGAUUAAGAAUACCAAUAUUACAUCCCUUGAAGAUAUUGUGGAAUUCAAUAAUUUGUACAGUGGUACCGAAGGUGGAGAGCCUAAUGUUCAUCCGGCUUUUGCUUCUGGUCAAGAUUCUUUGAAUUCAUCUCUUGCCUCCGGUGGUAUCAUGGAUGAAACGUACUGGAACGCUGUUGAGUACAUACACAGAACUACCAGGGAAGAAGGUAUAGAUUAUGCAUUAAACUACACCGACCCUGAAAGUGGAAAAAAUAUUAAACUAGAUGCUUUGCUUUUCCCUACUUCUACUACUGUUGGUUUCCAACAGGCUGCAAUGGCAGGUUAUCCUUUAAUUACAAUUCCUGUUUCACAGAGAAAAGAUGCAAGACCUUUCGGUAUUUGCUUGAUGCAAACCGCCUUUGGUGAACCAAAAUUAAUUAAAUAUGGUAGUGCAAUUGAGGACUUAUUGCAUGCCAGAGCAAAGCCACAAUUCCUCGAAUAUAUUGCUCAAAAUGUCCCCGUCUGGUGA
Messenger RNA from Brettanomyces bruxellensis, 1770 nucleotides. RefSeq lists its product as uncharacterized. The transcript has a single exon. The coding region runs from base 1 to 1770 and encodes 589 amino acids. The record is from RefSeq and is a predicted model, not a curated record. NCBI's taxonomy places the organism in Eukaryota, Fungi, Ascomycota, Pichiomycetes, Pichiales, Pichiaceae.